This is a messenger RNA of Sycon ciliatum, 1389 nucleotides long. RefSeq lists its product as uncharacterized. The record is from RefSeq and is a predicted model, not a curated record. Lineage: Eukaryota; Metazoa; Porifera; Calcarea; Leucosolenida; Sycettidae. The coding region runs from base 175 to 843 and encodes 222 amino acids. The transcript has 2 exons.
ACAAAAGAAAAUUUUAGCACAAGAGAGCUUGGCAAUAUUGAGGCAUAAACGAUAAGAUUGAAGUGCUUGGUUGUUAUCUUUUGUUUGUUGACUUAUUUCAUUUCAUCGUACCAGUGAGAAAUCCCUCGUAUAUCCGCCAAUUACACAAAGUUCCAAGCGUCAUCCUUCUGGAAAAUGGAUGCAUUUGAACUACACGCCGUCUUAGCCGAUGGCACAUUUCAGUUUGUGGAGAUUGGCACAGGCUGUGCUGGGAAUGCGUACACGGACGACAACAUCAGUACGUCCAGCAGUAGCAAUGCUAGCAGUGAUGAUGACGAAGACGUGGAACUCAUCAUGCCCAUAUGUGCGUCCCGCAUUGUUGACCAAAGCCCGACUGAUCGCUGGUUCGUUGUACACUCGAUCGGUUCCGUCACAAGCAGACCAACAACGCUCAGCGAACGCCAAGGCUCCAACAACGCAGAGCCAGAAGAGAGAAUCAUUCUGGAGCAUUUCGACCCGCAAUCGUCCGUCCCUGGGAUCAUCUCAGACAAUUCAAAGUUCCUCGGCAUUCAGUACAUCAACGGCAAGGACGGCUUGCGAACUGAAGUAGGCUUGGUUGGCCUAGAAGACGGCCAGCUCCCUACUAGCACGCAGGAGAUUAUUUGGCGUAGACGUGUUGUUGACACGAUGACUCUGUACCCAACGUACACACUGUAUCCGGACUUCAGCGAUCGUGUCGUGCUGUGUGUAGCACCGGGAAACUCAAAUCCACUGCGUCUGGCACCACUGGGAAGCGAUGCACAGUUUGUUACCGAGUUUCUGUUUGACCCAGCCAUCGUCCAUGAGGAGUCUUCAUCAGUGUGACAGCUGCCCAAACCAUCCUUGACCUAGGGCGCGUGAAGUCUCAGCCCAUCCUCUGUCAGAGACUAUGCCUCCCAACUGACUAGGCAGUGACAGGACUUACAAGCUGUUGAAGAAACGCCUCUCAUUCACUUUAGACACAUGCCGGCUCUUUGGCUGCGUAAUCUCAACAUUAAUUUUAUCUAUACAAUGUACAUACUAUGCAGUUUGCGUGCACUUCAUUACUGUGUUUAGCAAUUCUCUUUAUUAACUACUGCCGAAGGACUCUCCAAAGAUUCAGUCAGUUGCUACUUUAUUCAUCCCCAGGCACUUUCGCACCAUUCUGAACUAUUCUAUCCAACAUUAUCUGCUUGAAUCCUGACAUAUCGUUAAUGGAGCUGCUCGGAAUGAAGCCCUCCUCUCAUCUUGGUAUACUCCAUUUUGAAGACGUAUUUUAAUAAUAUAUUAUUUUGAUCUUGACUAUACUAGUAACCAGCUCCCGCAAUGCUCUUCCAUUCCAAUCAGUUUGCUGUGCAUCAUGUACUUCGAGUACAAUGUACGACUACAUGA